AUGCGUUUUCUCCGAAGCAUCCGCCCUCGUACGGUCCAGGCUACCAUCGCCUGCUUGCUCACGCUCGCCCUCGUCGCCAGCGCCGAGCCCAUUCCGGCUAGGUAUAUUAACGCCACGCUCGAGAAACGACAGUACCACAGCCACUGCUGCCGGGAGGGAUGCAUAGACUGCCUGUUCAGGAGGUGCGAGGAACAGAACUGCCUCCCAAUCUGGAGUUCCUGCUGCUCCGAGGGCCGACGUCGAGAGGCCGCUCUCGCGAACCCGGGGCUGACCCCUGCCAUGUACGACGAGGACGGCCGGAUGGUGGCUUUGGUCGACUAA
Durotheca rogersii is the source of this 321-nucleotide messenger RNA. RefSeq lists its product as uncharacterized. Lineage: Eukaryota; Fungi; Ascomycota; Sordariomycetes; Xylariales; Xylariaceae. The record is from RefSeq and is a predicted model, not a curated record. Bases 1 to 321 code for a protein of 106 amino acids. The transcript has 2 exons.